AAAUAGGCGCUAUAUACGUCGUUCUCUCCACUUCCCUCCACGUGUGCCUUCAAAAAUUCUGAGACAUUGCGGAGCGAAUGGAAAUUAUCUCGACAUUUGUCGACAAGCUGUCGGCCGGUCAACAGCUUUCGUAGCUGUCUUUAUUCGUCGGUUGCUUGUUCCACUCGUUGUCAAGGCUGGAAGGAAUAAAAGAGUUUUGUAAAAUGCCAGACAAAGUCGCACCGGCCGAGAGGCAAAUUCGUUCGAGUAAGGGGAAGGAGAUGCAGAGUGUCAAAUUGAAGAAGGAGUUGGGAUUGCUGGAUGGUGUUGCCAUUAUCGUGGGUGUUAUCGUCGGAUCGGGGAUUUUUGUGUCGCCCAAGGGGGUUUUGAAAAAUAGCGGCAGUGUCGGCCUCGCCAUCAUCGUCUGGGUUUUCUCCGGGGUAUUAUCACUCAUCGGAGCACUAUGUUAUGCAGAACUCGGUACAAUGAUACCGAAAUCCGGCGGGGAUUACGCCUACAUAAGUGAGGCAUUCGGUGGGUUACCGGCGUUUUUGUAUCUCUGGGUAGCGUUAUUCAUCCUAGUACCGACUGGGAAUGCAAUAACAGCAUUAACAUUUGCUCAGUAUAUAUUGCAGCCACUCUGGCCCGGCUGCGAACCGCCUCAUGAAGCUGUGAGACUACUCGCAGCAGUUGUGACGUGUUUAUUGACAGCGAUCAACUGCUACAAUGUCAAAUGGGCAACCAGGGUACAAGACGUAUUCACCGGGACAAAAAUAUUCGCACUGAUAAUCAUUAUAGGAACUGGAUGCUACUAUUUUUCCACGAACGAUUCAGUACCUUUUUCUCAGCCCAUGAAAGGGACUAAUACCGAACCAGGGUAUCUGGCUCUGGCUAUUUACUCGGGGCUUUUUUCGUAUUCUGGAUGGAAUUACUUAAAUUUUGUCACUGAAGAGCUGAAGGACCCCUACAGAAAUUUACGAAAUGCCAUUUGCAUCUCUCUGCCACUCAUCACCGUGAUUUACGUCUUGGUGAAUCUCGCCUACUUCGCUGUACUCUCUCGAGACGAUAUUUUGGCGUCGAAUGCAGUGGCAGUGACCUUCGGCGAUAAAUUACUCGGAGUUAUGUCUUGGAUAAUGCCAGUGUUCGUUGCCUGUUCGACAUUUGGUGCUUUGAACGGUGCAAUUUUUGCAUCGUCAAGAUUAUUCUUCGUUGGGGCUAGAAAUGGACACCUUCCAAAUGCUAUUGCGCUAAUAAACAUUCAAAACUUGACACCAAUGCCAUCGCUCAUAUUUCUUUGCAUUAUCACACUGGCGCUGCUGAUAAUAGAGGACGUCUAUGUGCUGAUAAAUUACGUGAGCUUCGUUGAGGCUCUCUUUACAACACUCUCAGUCUCUGGGUUACUGUGGAUGAGGCACACGAAACCUGAUCUUGAGAGGCCUAUCAGGGUAUCAACACCACUUCCAAUAGUCUUCUUGCUCAUCUGUCUAUUCCUCGUGGCAUGUCCGUGCUACGUAACUCCAUGGGAGGUAGGAAUUGGUAUGAUAAUAAUAAUUUGUGGGAUACCAGUAUACCUGAUAUUUAUCUGGUGGAGGAACAAACCGAAGUGGCUGAUAAACUCAUCUGAGAAAUUCAACACAUCAUGCGCAAAAUUAUUCAUGUGUGUCCCCGAAGAGAAGGACGACUAGUAGAGAAGAGAACAUUUUGUUGCAUGGUACAAAUUGCAAGUUCUCCCACUCGGUUGCUGGGUCAUCGACAAUGGGAAGUAUAUUUGGCCAUUGAUAAAACUCAAUUGUAAAUUGUAGUUGUGAAUCUCUGAUUGGGAACUGCUGGGGCCAAUUCAGUUCAUAGGUUGUUUAUAAUUAUAAGAAAUGCCGUUGUGCUCGAGAAAUCGUCGAGUAGACUUUGCAUCGUGGAAUGAUAACUACUUUUUACUCUGCAUUUGUGAUACUGAGAGUUCAAAAAUCUCGGAUUUCAAUUAAGAAUGCCUUCAUCCUCUCGGCUAGGGAGACACUGGGGGGAAAUUUUUGCUGAUCUUUGUAGAUGAAUUUGUACAAAAAGGUGGACGCAUAAUGUUUGACAUUCCAAAGCAUAUCGCAGACAAUAAUUUUUAUUCUUUUUAUAAUAUAUUAGGUGACACUGCUCUAGUAGUUAAGACUGUACGCAUAUUUGAGCAUUCCUCGCGGGAUGGUUUAUAAAUGAAUCUAAUAUAUUUAUUAAGUCGAUUUUUUUCUCGUUUUUUGGGACAUAAUUAUUUAUUUGGCACAUACAGUAUAAUACUUAUUUGUAAUACAUUAUGACUAGGUUUUUUUUCAUUUGAAGACGAAUCAUUGCACCAUUAUCGUUAUUUUCUCACACAAUGAGGCGAUUAUUUCGCGUUCAGCCCAUAUAUCUUUAAUUUAAAAUAAGCUUCUUUAUAUAAACAUUUUUGUAUUGUAGCUGGAAGCCAAUAUGAUAUGGAUUCUAGAAUUAUUUAUCAUUCAGUAGAUUGAAAAUUUACAUUUUUACUGCUAACGUAAUUGUAAUAACAGGGAAAGUGCCUUUCCAAAAAUUUGGACGAUAAAUCCUGGAAAAUUUAUAAUUACUGAUCACGCAUGUUACUCUAAUCAUCGUAUGUGAUACAAAGGAAUUUGGCAGCCAUAAAAAACUAGAACAACA
Molecule: messenger RNA, 2634 nt
Organism: Diachasma alloeum
Lineage: Eukaryota; Metazoa; Arthropoda; Insecta; Hymenoptera; Braconidae
Gene: mnd
Product: large neutral amino acids transporter small subunit 1
Exons: 8
Coding region: 204-1664 (486 amino acids)
Biological process (GO): amino acid transmembrane transport
Cellular component (GO): membrane
Molecular function (GO): L-amino acid transmembrane transporter activity
Source: RefSeq, a predicted model, not a curated record